Molecule: messenger RNA, 1296 nt
Organism: Rotaria sp. Silwood2
Lineage: Eukaryota; Metazoa; Rotifera; Eurotatoria; Philodinida; Philodinidae
Source: the annotation of a GenBank genome assembly
AUGGAGCAUAGCGAAGACUGGACUCGACGAAGAAACGAGCGUCAGAGUUCUGCUAUUUCGACGUCAUCAGCUAGGAUAACUUCAGGUACAGAUGAAUUUCAUAUGAUUGACAAAAGUACAAAUGCAACCUACACAAAAAGUUUAACUAUUUCUCAUGACAGUAAUCAAGCCAAUGUAAAAUUUUUCAACAACCCAUUGUUUCAUACAAAACUGCAACGACAUUUAUCUCAAACAUAUGAUAUACAAUGUUCGAUUGAAUUAGAACGAAAUCAAAUUAUCUUAACUAUGAUCGGUAUAAAACAUCAAGUGAAAUCUGGCUGUCGAGACAUUAAAAUUCUCUUCGAAACAACAAGAACAAAAAUCUACAAUUCCGAAACUACGGAUCAAAAAGUAGACAAUAGUUUGCAACAACUCAAAGAUAUUGAGAGUGAUUAUAAGAAUGAUAAUGUUCAAAUACGAAUAAGACAGAAAGAAUUUUAUGCACCUCAAUAUCGAAUCGAAGAAAUUAAACAACGCAUUUAUGAACUUAUAUGUCAAACAAUUAUCUGUUCGAUUCAAAUGAUUGAAAAUUCUCUUUCCUUAAUUGACGAUAACAACUCACAGUUGAAUGAAAUUGCUAAAAAUUAUUGCUGUCGUAUAGAAAGAAUUGAAUCAAAGGCUGAAAUGCAAGUUUUUCCGAUACCUAAAGCAUUAACAAAAACAUCAUCAACUCCAAGUCUAACUAUUCGACAAUCAGAUGCAUUUUGUUCAUCAUUGUCUGUAAAAAAAAUUUCUGUGCUAAAUGGUUCAGUAGAAAUUUAUACUGCUGAUUAUUCUUUGCCAUUUUUAAAGGAUGUUACUGUGGUUUCUACAGAUGCAGGAGCACUUCAAGAACAUAUUGAGCAUAUGCAUGAGAAUGGAUUCUUUGAAACACCAUCGGGUAGAAAAAUUGUAUUUUGCCGUUGGUCACAUCGUACUAGAACAGAAGGUAAAGCAAGUGCAAAAUUAAAAAGAUCGAUUGGAAAAUUUAUGUCAUAUGUCGCACAAACAAUCACUAAUAAUUGUCCUGAUGCUGAAAAGAUUGCAUUUUCAACAUGUGAAUGGGAAAAUUUUCGUGAUCAAUCGCAAUUUGCUGAAGAGCUUAUUAUUGAAAUGAAACAAGUACUUGAAUUAAAAAGAUCACGUUGGAGAUUUUUGUUAACUUUCAAUCAUGAACAAAGCCUUUUGUGCAAAGAAUUUCUUCAAGUAAUGACUCGAUUGCAGUCGGAUGAAGAUGGUUUUGCUCAAUUUCCCUGUUCAGUAUCGAGUCAGUAUUAA